Molecule: messenger RNA, 1119 nt
Organism: Fimicolochytrium jonesii
Lineage: Eukaryota; Fungi; Chytridiomycota; Chytridiomycetes; Spizellomycetales; Powellomycetaceae
Exons: 4
Coding region: 1-1119 (372 amino acids)
Source: RefSeq, a predicted model, not a curated record
AUGUUUGCCGGAGUAAUCGUUCGAAAGACCCAAGAGCACGGAGGCAUCAUCAAGCACCGAUCCAGGGGCGACGUUGACCACGCACUUCCGCCUGGCCCGCCUCCCCCGUACUCGGCGGAACGUGCAGCAUCGUGGGGUUCAUACUUCGCCGAAAGAUUGCCCAAGAAAGAGACUGCAGUCGUCGCCACCACUGCUGCAGCUAUCGGUUGCUCUCUUGCACUGGAAGGACCCUUGGGGUGGAAAGACAUCCUCUCGGCCGGCACUGGCGUGGUUGGGGGUGUCGUUGACAAAGUCUUAACCCGCAAACCCAAAGUGAGCAAGUUCGACGAGAAGGCGGUUCUGGCAUCCUACUACGCCUUCAUGCACAAUCAAGCGAUCACUACGACGCAUGCCAAACAGAUGGCGUUCGAAGCCGAGGAGCGCGCCAAAGAACGGGAGCACGAGAUGGCGGAGUUGGAGCGCAAGACGGCGCUGUUGAGGUUGACUGGGAGGUUGCAGCCCAUCGUUGCAGCUAUCGGCCAGACGACAACGUGGCCCCUCCCGAGACUGAAAGCGAAGUCUCCGGCACGCGCAGACUCAGCAUUGAGAUCAAGAAUCAGUGCUCUUUUGCCUGCACAUGGCGCUGAACCGAGCAUUACAAACUCCGAUGUCCUAAUCGGGGUCCCAACCGUGGCCUUCUGUGUCCGUGGCACAUUCCGAUCGCUUCUCUUCAAGGUCAGGAGACUACCGUCGCCGUCCCGAAUUGCCUGUGGGGGUCGCGCAAGAAAGGAGCACAUUGACCAGAAGGACGCGGGAUCGACAAGGGCCGAGGCGAGAGCCAAGGGCGAAUCGGCCGCGCGACUUGCCCAGAUGGGUCGUUGGUUGUUUGGGAUUCUAGCUCUCAUCUGGCGACGGGGUGGGCGAGUGCAGGUGGCAUUUGCAUCCACAAAAGGUGCUUUUGGCCUUGCUGCUGGCCGGGGGUUCUGGUGGGUGGCCAUCAACGUGCUCAAGGAGCAAGCCGACAUCGCCACGUACAAGGCGGACUUCUUGGAUCCACCAGGUCUCCCACAAGCACCACCAGCACCACCAGCACCACUCCAAACAUCACCGCCACCGCCACCGCCCCUGCCAGACUGGUAG